Molecule: messenger RNA, 327 nt
Organism: Paramuricea clavata
Lineage: Eukaryota; Metazoa; Cnidaria; Anthozoa; Malacalcyonacea; Plexauridae
Source: the annotation of a GenBank genome assembly
AUGGCUGAAAAUCGGCAAAUAAGUGGAAACCUUCGAACUGCGCUUUGUAAUAUUGCUCAUGAAGCUAGGAACUUAUUGGACAAUUUCGACGAUCGAAAUAGUUUGGCGAUCGAGAGGCAGUUGAUGCAAUGGACACCAACAACAACGCAACCUGAACGAGAAGACGACAGAGAAAUAAGUGUGACGGCCGUAAGUACAAAUGCGAGUAAUACAACACAUCAUCAAUCGAGAAAUCGACCUGAUUUUUCGUCAAGUCUGUCACCUCCAAGCAUUUCAUCUGUAUUAAUAAACAGAUCUAGUAAUAAUCCAUCGUUUAGAUUAGAUUAG